AUGAAGCUCGCCGCCACUCUUGCUACCUUGGCCAUGACCUUGGCGACCUUGACCGCCGCGAAUCCCUCGCCCGAGGACCUUGGUCCGCGGGAUAACAUCCUUGAGCCUCGCAAGGGCUGCAGCGGCCAGCGCAAUGGCGAAGAUAAAUGCUCCGGAAAGAGGCUGGGGCCGCAGAACUCGUUCCACAACUGCAAAAAUCGAGAUGGCAAAUGCUGCGCCAAGAACAAGGACGGAAGCGGUGGCCUGGAUGCUUCAAGGGGUCAGGGGAGAGAGGACUGCGGUUUCUGCUUCACGGGCAAGUGCAAGGCCUAA
Messenger RNA from Hirsutella rhossiliensis, 312 nucleotides. RefSeq lists its product as uncharacterized. The coding region runs from base 1 to 312 and encodes 103 amino acids. The record is from RefSeq and is a predicted model, not a curated record. The transcript has 2 exons. NCBI's taxonomy places the organism in Eukaryota, Fungi, Ascomycota, Sordariomycetes, Hypocreales, Ophiocordycipitaceae.